This is a messenger RNA of Lineus longissimus, 2005 nucleotides long. RefSeq lists its product as uncharacterized. NCBI's taxonomy places the organism in Eukaryota, Metazoa, Nemertea, Pilidiophora, Heteronemertea, Lineidae. The record is from RefSeq and is a predicted model, not a curated record. The transcript is spliced from 5 exons. Bases 191 to 1207 code for a protein of 338 amino acids.
CGAAACAAUCGUAUGCAUAAGUAGGCCUGGUUGAUGGCACCCCUAUCAAACGUACGAAUAAAUAUCAUUCGUCUCGCAUGUGCCCUAAGAUUAAAGCGUCAGUAAGGACAUCGUUAAUUACUCGGGGAAUGUCAACUUGCGGAAUACAGUCAUGAAAUAAGUGAAAUAUUGGACCACGUGAGCGUUAAAGAUGGAGCCAGAUGAAGAGGAGCUGUCAAUACGGGAUGAUUACGUCGGUUCCGGUUGUGACGCUCAAUCUGAGAUGGACGCCGAUAAUGAAUCACAGUAUGAUCAACAAUCGCAUCGAACAGGCACAUCACGCGUCGACGACGAAUUUAGGCCAAUUGUAACAUCAUCACCGCGCCUUCUAUCGAAAGCAAGCUCAAUAAAACACCUAGGUCACAGUUUUGAUUUUCAUUCUCGGACAAACUUCGAUGCUACUCAAAAUAUCUUGCAAUCUAGAAGUGAUAGUUAUCUUUUAGGACGGCCUCCGCCGGAUUACGACAUAUGGAAACGAAAACCACCCGAUUUCAGGCCACAGGGUUUUGCCCCGCGUCCGCCACCUCGGAACUCAAAAUAUGCUAUGAAGCCGUGGAUGUAUAGUACGCCGAAGGACUCUUACUACGCCGAACGCUUAAAACAAUCGAAAGAGGUGGUUUUACUGCCUGAUAUAGCUAAACCAAGAGUGACGCAGAGUAUGGAUAAGCCAGAGUUUAUCAGACGAUUUCAUAUUGUUGAUUCGGAGGAGGCGAGACAGGCAUUCGUCAGGGAAGGACAGUUCCCGACUGAACCGUAUGAACCGCCGAAGCCACAUGACUUCAGAGGGUAUCCAUCAAUCAAGAAGCUAGGCCUUGAUGAGUUCCUUACCAGUUAUGAAAGGGAUCCUUUCAAUAUCAAGUUCCAUACAAAUCACCCAAGAACAAUUGUUGGCCAGGCUCUGGGCGUGACAGAGAGAGACAUCGAUCCCGGCCCAGACUUCGCACCCCCGCUGAAACAGCCACCGAAAUGGGAGGUCGAGCUGCAUCACCCACAAGAUCCAUUCCCUAACAGACCAAGAGACUACACGCGCUACCGUCGAAGGAAUCGUGACGUCCACAGCGCGUUCAUGGACCGAGUGGACGAGACAUUGACAGUCAAAUGGUGCAAGGAACAGAUGGAGCGAGCGCUGAGAGAACAACAGACUCCACGAGAGGUCAAGGUUAAUUAAUGCUGCCGUAGUCACCGUAAGAGGGCGACACUGUUAGACUGGUCGUAAAGGCUAAGCCUGCGCCGUUGACAACUUCAAGCAGAAUCAGGCAUAUUGUAUCGCUAAAUGGCUGCUGAAAACAUUUGAAUAUUGGAAACAAUUAUGCAGCAGUCACUGAGCAUACGUCUUCGUGCUGUCGUUCAAACUCAUAUCAACAGGAAACAGUUGACUGUCAUUGUCGAGCACUAUUUGUAACAAUUUGUACAUUCGAUAAACAAUCAUCAGGAGCUAAUUGGUAAUUACUGUUUAUUAUGUACAUGUACAUUGUAUAUCAGUUUAGCAUGUUUAGUAAUUUUUCACAAAUUUGAUUUCGUUCAGCACUUACUUCGAAAUAAUAUUAAGUCGGUUCUCAAAACAUUAGACACCACACAUGCACUUGUUUUUUUACUGCCACCGUUGUAUGAAUGUCUGUAACAAUAAACGUUAUUAAAGUCAUAAGAAAUAUGUUUCCCUGACGGACCAUAAUCUCCUGUCCGUCCAAUGUCUUAGACCAAGUACCAGUAGAAUGGAAAAUAUUAGUUGCAUCAGUUCUGUUGUAAUGAUAUCUUUUUAUCAUCAGAUACAGCAGACUUUCCUCAUCAGUCCCUUUUGAUUCAAAGAAAAUUAUUUUCAAUGCUUUCACUGAAAACGCGUAGGAACUGUAUCAGAUAGCCACAUGGCUAUCCCGUGACCUAUUUAAGUAGAUGUUUAGACAAGCUAGCAAUCUGUGAUAACAUGCCCUGCAAUAAUUGUGAUACGUCUGUAAAUAAAAUGUUAAUA